Sphenostylis stenocarpa is the source of this 3189-nucleotide messenger RNA. NCBI's taxonomy places the organism in Eukaryota, Viridiplantae, Streptophyta, Magnoliopsida, Fabales, Fabaceae. The record is from the annotation of a GenBank genome assembly.
AUGGAGAAGUACCUCAGAGAAAACUUCAGCGUCCAGCCGAAGAACCCUUCCGAGUCCGCCCUCCGCCGAUGGAGAUCCGCCGUAUCCGUCGUCAAAAAUCCCCGUCGACGCUUCCGCAUGGUCGCCAAUCUCGCCCAACGCGCCGACGCAGAAAACAAGCGUAGGAAGCUCCAGGAAAAAAUAAGGGUGGCUCUCUAUGUUCAAAAAGCAGCUUUGCAUUUUAUUAACGCUGGGAACCGUGGUAUUGGUGACCGCAUUGGCAGAGGUGGAGUUGGUCAGGUGGGCGACGGGGUUGGCCGCGGUGAUGGUGGUUCUGGUGGUUACAUGCUCUCAAACGAGACUCAGGAAGCAGGCUUCGGAAUUGAGCCCGACGAAUUAGCCUCCAUUGUCCGAUCCCAUGACAACAAAUGUUUAGAACUUCAUGAAGGAGUGGAAGGAAUAGCAAGGGCUGUUCGUGUGUCCUUGCAUGAGGGCGUUAUUUCAGUUGAUGUGGAGCAUAGACAAAAUAUCUAUGGUUUUAACCGCCACGCCGAGAAGGCCCCUAGAAGCUUUUGGAUGUUCGUUUGGGAUGCAAUGCAGGACUUAACUCUAAUCAUCCUUAUGGCAUGUUCUUUGGUCUCAGUAGGUGUUGGAAUCUUAACUGAAGGUUGGCCAAAAGGUAUGUACGAUGGAGUGGGAAUCAUACUAUCUAUCCUUUUAGUGGUCUUUGUCACUUCAAUUAGUGACUAUAAACAGUCUUUGCAAUUUAAGGACUUGGAUAAAGAAAAGAAAAAUGUCAGCAUUCAAGUUACAAGAGACGGUAGAAGGCAAAAGGUUUCAAUUCAUGAUCUAGUGGUAGGAGACAUAGUCCAUCUUUCAAUAGGAGACAUAGUUCCUGCAGAUGGGUUAUGGAUAUCUGGUUUCGGAUUAUUAAUAGACGAGUCAAGUCUAUCAGGUGAGAGCGAGGCUGUGAAUAUUGACGGCAGGAAGCCUUUUCUUCUAUCUGGGACCACAGUGCAAGAUGGGUAUGCUAAGAUGCUGAUCACAUCCGUUGGUGUGAGAACGGAAUGGGGAAGAUUGAUGGAUACUCUGAACGAGGGAGGAGAUGAUGAGACACCACUUCAGGUCAAACUAAAUGGAGUUGCUACCAUUAUUGGAAAGAUAGGCUUGGGUUUUGCCCUGCUCACAUUCAUGGUUCUAACGAGCAGGUUUUUGUGGAGUAAAAUAGCUCAGCAUGAGAUUACAAAAUGGUCCCUAAAUGAUGCAUCCCAACUUCUCAAUUUCUUUGCCACUGCUGUCAUUAUAAUAGUUGUGGCAGUUCCUGAGGGGCUUCCUUUGGCAGUAACACUAAGCCUUGCAUUUGCCAUGAAGAAAUUGAUGAAUGACAAGGCACUAGUCAGGCAUCUCUCCGCAUGCGAGACCAUGGGUUCAGCAAGUUGUAUUUGCACUGAUAAAACGGGGACCUUGACUACAAAUCACAUGGUUGUAGACAAAAUAUGGAUUUGCGAACAAACUAAGGUCAUUAAAAGCGGCCCAGGUGAAAAUGUGUUGAAGUCCUCAAUUUCUGAACACACAUUUGAUCUUCUUUUGCAAUCCAUAUUCCAGGAUACUGCCUCAGAGAUAGUCAAAGGGCUGGAUGGAAAGAACAAGAUCUUGGGUUCUCCCACAGAAUCGGCACUGUUGGAAUUCGGCUUGCUUUUGGGAGGUGAUUCCAAGUUUUAUAACAACAAGUAUAAAAUCGUGAAGGUUGAACCUUUCAAUUCAAUCAGAAAAAAGAUGUCACUGCUGGUGGCUCUUCCCGGUGGCACCGACAAGUAUCGAGCAUUUUGCAAAGGAGCAUCUGAACUAAUUGUGAAAAUGUGCGACAAAGUUGUCAACGCAGACGGCGAAGUGGUCCAUUUGAACGAACAACAAAAAAUUAGCAUCACAGAAGUUAUCAACGGUUUUGCUUCUGAGGCUCUGAGAACACUCUGCAUUGCCUUCAAGGACAUUGAAGGAUCUUCUAAACGUGAUUGUAUUCCUGAGGACAAGUACACGUUGAUAGCUAUUGUUGGGAUAAAGGAUCCAGUGAGGCCUGGAGUAAAAGAAGCUGUCAAGACUUGUUUAGAAGCUGGCAUUGUCGUUAGAAUGGUGACUGGUGACAACAUAAAUACCGCUAAAGCAAUAGCUAGAGAAUGCGGCAUAUUGACAGAUGGAAUCGCGAUAGAGGGACCGGAUUUCCGGAACAAGUCUCCGCAAGAAUUGGAAAAGAUUAUACCGAAAAUACAGGUAAUGGCCCGAUCCUUGCCUCUUGACAAGCACAGCUUAGUGAGCCAUUUGAGGGAGAAUUUUAAUGAGGUUGUGGCAGUAACUGGUGAUGGGACCAAUGAUGCCCCAGCGUUGCAUGAGGCUGAUAUUGGACUUGCUAUGGGCAUUGCAGGGACAGAGGUUGCAAAAGAGAACGCGGAUGUGAUUGUAAUGGAUGAUAACUUCUCAACCAUAGUGAAUGUUGCCAGAUGGGGUCGUGCUGUUUAUAUUAAUAUACAAAAGUUUGUCCAGUUCCAGUUAACCGUUAAUGUUGUAGCUCUCGUGCUGAAUUUUAUUUCAGCAUGCGUGUCAGGCUCUGCUCCUCUUAGUGCUGUUCAAAUGCUUUGGGUAAACAUGAUCAUGGACACUCUCGGCGCGUUGGCACUGGCUACAGAACCUCCUCAUGAUGGGUUGAUGAAGAGGCCACCUAUUGGAAAGAACGCCAAAUUCAUCACCAGGGUCAUGUGGAGGAACAUAAUUGGUCAGAGCAUCUAUCAAAUCAUCGUCCUUCUGGUUCUCAAAUUUCGUGGGGAACAGAUUCUCAAGCUCAAUGGACCUGAUGAUACUACCUUUCUUCUGAAUACCGUCAUAUUCAACACCUUUGUAUUUUGUCAGGUGUUCAACGAGAUAAACAGCCGUGACAUGGAGAAGAUAAAUGUUUUUGAAGGCAUGUUAAGCAGCUGGGUUUUCGUGAUGGUGAUGGGUGUGACGAUAUGCUUUCAAGCCUUGAUAGUUCAAUAUCUGGGGGCUUUUGCUCAAACGGUUCCACUGAGCCCGGAAUUGUGGUUAGCAAGCGUGAUGAUUGGUGCGGUAAGUUUAGUUGUAGCUGUUCUCCUGAAGUGCAUUCCAGUUCCAUCGAGUACCUACACCGCCACCAAUCAUGAUGGUUACGAGCAGCUCCCCAGUGGCCCUGAUCUGGCAUGA